Lepus europaeus (European hare) is the source of this 2836-nucleotide messenger RNA. RefSeq names its product small RNA binding exonuclease protection factor La (gene SSB). Gene Ontology annotation, biological process: positive regulation of translation; RNA processing. Bases 115 to 1332 code for a protein of 405 amino acids. NCBI's taxonomy places the organism in Eukaryota, Metazoa, Chordata, Mammalia, Lagomorpha, Leporidae. Gene Ontology annotation, molecular function: RNA binding. The transcript is spliced from 12 exons. The record is from RefSeq and is a predicted model, not a curated record. Gene Ontology annotation, cellular component: cytosol; nucleus; cytoplasmic stress granule.
GCCCCCAUCUUCUUUGAGCGCGUUAGGCCAGCCGGCGGCGCCGCGAACUCGAGUCGCUGUCGCCGUGAGCCCGUGGCGCGCCUCUGCGGGACCGAGACCUUAAAGGUAGCCGCAAUGGCUGAAAAUGGCGAUAGUGAAAAGAUGGCUGCCCUGGAGGCCAAAAUCUGUCAUCAAAUUGAGUAUUAUUUUGGAGACUUCAAUUUGCCACGGGACAAAUUUUUAAAGGAACAAAUCAAACUGGAUGAAGGUUGGGUACCUUUGGAAAUAAUGAUAAAAUUUAACAGGUUAAACCGCCUCACAACAGAUUUUAAUGUAAUAGUUGAAGCAUUGAGCAAAUCCAAGGCAGAACUCAUGGAAAUUAGUGAAGAUAAAACUAAAAUCAGAAGAUCUCCAAGCAAACCCCUUCCUGAAGUGACUGAUGAGUAUAAAAAUGAUGUGAAAAACAGAUCUGUUUAUAUUAAAGGCUUCCCAACUGAUGCAACCCUUGAUGACAUAAAAGAGUGGUUAGAAGAUAAAGGCCAAGUGCUAAAUAUUCAGAUGAGAAGAACACUGCACAAAGCAUUUAAGGGAUCAAUAUUUGUUGUGUUUGAUAGUAUUGAAUCUGCUAAGAAGUUUGUAGAGACCCCUGGCCAGAAGUACAAAGACACAGACCUGCUGAUACUUUUCAAGGAAGAUUAUUUUGCAAAAAAAAAUGAAGAAAGAAAGCAAAAUAAAGUGGAAGCUAAAUUAAGAGCUAAACAAGAACAAGAAGAAAAACAAAAGUUAGCAGAAGAUGCUGAAAUGAAAUCUCUAGAAGAAAAGAUUGGAUGCUUGCUGAAAUUUUCGGGUGACUUAGAUGAUCAGACCUGUAGAGAAGAUUUGCACAUCCUUUUCUCAAACCAUGGUGAAAUAAAAUGGAUAGACUUUGUCAGAGGAGCAAAAGAGGGAAUAAUUCUAUUUAAAGAAAAGGCCAAGGAAGCACUAGAUAAAGCCAAAGAUGCAAAUAAUGGUAACCUACAAUUAAGGAACAAAGAAGUGACUUGGGAAAUACUAGAAGGAGAGGUGGAAAAAACAGCAUUGAAAAAAAUCAUAGAAGAUCAACAAGAAUCAUUAAACAAAUGGAAGUCAAAAGGUCGCAGAUUUAAAGGGAAAGGAAAGGCAAAUAAAGCUGCUCCACCUGCGCCUGCUAAAGGAAAAGUAGAGUUUCAAGGGAAGAAAACAAAAUUUGAUAGUGAUGAUGAACGCAAUGAAAAUGGUGCAGCUGGUCCAGUGAAAAGAGCAAGAGAAGAAACAGACAAAGAAGAACCUGCAUCAAAACAACAGAAAACAGAAAAUGGUGCUGGAGACCAAUAGUUCAGUAAACAGAAUUUUUUAUUCUUCUUAAUUAGCUUGUAAGCUGCUUUGUCUCUGGAAGCUUUUAAAAAGAGAACCGAACUAGGUCCACUUCAAUAUCCACCUGUAAGAAAGGAAAAAAUUUUUGUUUAACUCGUCUUUUUUUUGUUACUCAAAUGAGGGUGUUUUUUUUUUAUGUGUAGUUCUUUUUGUUAAUCCAGAUGAUUCAAAUAUCAAAAGGAAGAUUCUUCCAGAAAAUUGCCUUUGUAUUAUGUGAAAUUAAUAAAAUAUAUACUAUAUAAAAAAAGCAAAAACAUAGUUAAUUUUUUCCUUUUUGUACCCAAAGCAUUUGAGAAAGAAUUUAAAUUAGUAUAUUUGCUGUUGAUUAUGGGCCCUUCCUACAGUUUAUCUUUCAUCUCUUAGGCUUGCUUUCUAUAUUUACCUAGACUAACUUCAUAGUGUUAGAAGUAAUCUUUUUGCAAAGCUUUUCAAUACUAAGGAUAGGUGGGCCAAACUCAGACUUACUGAUUGCUUUUUAUGAAAGUUGUAUGAUGCUGGAAGGUCAUAUCGAAGUUCUGUAAAACAAAAGUGCUUCAUUUAAGGAUAAAAAUUAUAUUUCCAAACAUUUACCACCCUUGACUAAGCAACAACAACAGACGAAGAAGGUACUAGAUGCUGAUAAGCCAUCUUAAACCUGUCACUUUAACUUAUCCUAGUGUUGACUUAAUACACAUUUCUGCUGUUAUGGCCAUUACUGAAAUUUGAGAUUAUGAGGAAGAAUUUAGAAAGAUACCAAGUGGACAAAAAAGAUCCUAUGAAAAUGAUAGGACCUUUCUAUUUUUAAUUUACCAAUUAUUGUUAACCUCAUAAUAAUCAAAGUUAUUUCAAAAUUUUCUCGUCCAGGUUUUAGUAGUGAUAGUAAGUAGCUAAUUAUUUUCCUACUAAUCUCUCAAAACCUAUUUUUCAUAUUCUUUCCUUUUAAAUAAUGCAGAUUAUCUACACUUUUACCAUUUAUCUAUUUAUAAGGGAUGGCAUUGAGUGUAACUGUCUUUCAUACUUUGCAACAAAUUCUAAGCCUGUGGGGUCAGUUCUCAACAUACAAUCAAGUUGCCUGUGGGUCUUAUUGGAAUGCAGGUUCUAAUUUAGUAGUUUUGGAUAGGGCCUGAAUUCUGUUUUUUAAUGAGUUCCCAGGGAUGUCAAUGCUGAUGGUUCAAGGACCACAUCUGGUGUAGCAAGGCUCUGCCUUGGUAUGCUAUUGGGAAUGUUCUAAAGGUGCUCCAUGUUGCAUACUGUAAUACCUUAAACUACAUAAGGAAUGGCAAUACUGAAUAUAACAGGAAGAUCAACAGAUCUUUUAAAUAUUACUAUUAUGAACAGUAAUACAUCUCGUUAUAUGUUUAACACCAAAGGGCGGAUUCAUGGUAAGUUUAUUGUUUAAAAAAAAAACAUAUUCCCCUUAUUGUAUUGUUAUUUCAGGCUUUUCAAAAUUAUCUGGGUUACACAUAGCUUCUAAUUAUAUGCUUUU